UCAGUACAGCAGACAACAAACAAUAGGGUUAUUCAAGGGCAAUGUCCACAUGUCUCGCAAUAGCCUAACGCUAUUUCUCCUACCUUUUUGAGGAAUAAACUCACCUUUUGUUUGCUGAUGACCAACGCAGUAGCAAAUCCAAUCAUCUGUACUGUGUAUAGGCCCCACCCUGAGUCCGCACCAGUCCAAUACCGACCCUAUACUGCAGCACAGUCGGGCCAGGAUGUCGCGGUUCCCGCUGUUCCCUGCAGUGGUGCUGGUCCUGCUGCUGUCCACCAGGCAGUGGUCGGACCCGCAGGCUGCUGUCCAGGCUGCUGUCCAGGCUGUACCUUAUGGGCCAUACCCACAGGCUGACCAGGCUAACCAGUCUGCACCCUACAUCAGUUCGGAGAACCCCCAGCUUCAGGAAAUGGCCGGCAUGAUUGAGGCGAUGCAUUCAGAGUUCAAGAGGAUACGAAGUUCAGUUAGUCACCUGGCGGAGUUGAAGGCCUUUGAAAAGCGGAUUGCUGCCAUGGAGGCCCGUCAGGACGCUGCCAUAGAAAAUUUGUCCUCCCGCCUAAACGACACGGCCGCUGCCAUGGGAGUUCUCCAGGGCGCUGCCGUGCAAAAUUUGUACUCCCGUCUUGACCAGACCGCCGCUGCCAUGGAAGUUCGCCAGGACGCCGCCGCGGAAAAUUUGUCCUCCCGUCUGAACCACACGGCCGCCCGACAAGCUGCCAUCGAGGCCCGCCAGGACGCCGUCAUGGCAAAUUUCUCCUCCAGUCUAAACGAGACGGCCGCCGUCAUGGAGACCUGCCUGGCCGCCAUUGAAAAUUUGUCCUCCCGCCUGAACGACACCGUCGUCGAUUUCUGCCGGACCAGGCGCAUGGGCAUGUCAACCGGCGAUAUUCCGGACAGCAGCUUCACCGCAUCGUCCUACUACGAUCACCGAUUCGUGCCUGCAAACGCCAGGUUCGGUAUUACCAGGAGCUGGAUACCGAGAACACUAACUGCGGAAGUGGAGUGGCUAAAGGUAGGGCUGUCCUGUUGA
Branchiostoma floridae (Florida lancelet) is the source of this 1030-nucleotide messenger RNA. RefSeq lists its product as uncharacterized. The coding region runs from base 224 to 1030 and encodes 268 amino acids. The transcript is spliced from 4 exons. The record is from RefSeq and is a predicted model, not a curated record. Lineage: Eukaryota; Metazoa; Chordata; Leptocardii; Amphioxiformes; Branchiostomatidae.